This is a messenger RNA of Linderina pennispora, 657 nucleotides long. RefSeq names its product phosphotransferase KptA/Tpt1. Gene Ontology annotation, biological process: tRNA splicing, via endonucleolytic cleavage and ligation. Lineage: Eukaryota; Fungi; Kickxellomycota; Kickxellomycetes; Kickxellales; Kickxellaceae. The transcript is spliced from 3 exons. Bases 1 to 657 code for a protein of 218 amino acids. Gene Ontology annotation, molecular function: tRNA 2'-phosphotransferase activity. The record is from RefSeq and is a predicted model, not a curated record.
AUGUCGCCCGCCGCACCACCGCUGGCACCCGCUCCGCUGGCUGCUGCGAUGGCGGCUGCUGCUGCGACGGCGGCUGCCCCAGCACCGGCGCAAACUCCGCCAGUAAAGCUCUCGAAACUGCUCUCCUACCUGCUCCGCCACGGCGCCGCCAAGGAGGGCCUGUCGCUGCGUGACGACGGCAGCAUCCAGCUCAGCACCCUGCUUGAACACCCGAAGCUGCGCAGUACUACCUUUGACCAAAUCAAGCACGUCGUCGACACCAACGACAAGAAGCGCUACGCGCUGUUCCAGGACCCGGCCACCAGCACCUGCAUCAAGAUCAAACAGCCGCCGCUGACCAAACUGACUCCUGCUACGCUGCCCGCAAAUGUCAUCCACGGGACCACCCGGGCAAAGUACGCAUUGAUUCAGCAGCAAGGACUGAGCCGUAUGGGCCGCACACACAUCCAUUUUGCCACUGGCCUGGCUGGCGAGCAGCAGGUCAUCAGCGGUAUGCGAGUGUCCGCCAACACAUUCAUAUAUGUGGAUGCCGUGCGGGCGAUGCAGGAUGGCAUUGACUUUUAUCUGAGCGAGAACGGCGUUGUUCUGUCAGCAGGCGAAGGCGACUCUGGUGUUAUUCCGCCAGAGUAUUUUAGCAAGGUCGAGUUCAAAGACUAG